Durusdinium trenchii is the source of this 2022-nucleotide messenger RNA. The record is from the annotation of a GenBank genome assembly. NCBI's taxonomy places the organism in Eukaryota, Dinophyceae, Suessiales, Symbiodiniaceae.
AAACAGGAGGCUUAAGGCUUCAACAAACACAGACUGAGAGAGAGGGAGAGAAAGAUGGCAAGUCGGUUUCUCAGGUUCCUAGGGUUGAGCCGAACGCCCAUGUCGGAUCAAGCUGAUGGUCGCAAGUCCCAGGCGUUCCAACACAUCGCCGCCGGGUAGCGACCAUGUCGGUGAAGCCGACCUUCUCUCAAGAAAGCUCGAUUGUCGGGAUUGCUCAUGGGAGUGAUGAGAUUUCUUGCGACAGUAGAGAGGAAUCCGAGAUGUUUUCAUGUGAAGUUGCGAGGAAAGAAAGCGAGAGCUCCAUUUCCGAAGAGGCUACCCAGGUCAGGAUGACGUCAACCCAGUCGCUCACGUUGCCUGCACAGUUGCUAGACCUGGUGCUUGCAAUGAAGCUGACCCGACCCGACAUCUUGCGAGUGACGCCCGCCUAUUGCGCCCUUCGGGCCGGUGCCAUUGCCUUCCAGUCAGCAUCCAACGUUGAUCUGCACCAGCAGAGCUUUGUGAGCCACAGAAUCAGACGAUUUUGGUCCCACUCUUGGCAUGGAGACCGCUUCAAGAAAUAUCUCACCGUGCUGGUGCUCUACAAAGGCACACCUGCCAUCUUUGUGGGUUCCUUCAUGGCUUUACUUCCUAUGGUCCUCUUUCCGCUGCUGCCCGACAUGCCUGGAAUUGCCGGAUUUGCAGACAUGCGGUUUUCUCCUUGGUCUGUAUGCAUUGGCGUUACCUUCACCAUCUUGAUGUUUCUUCUUUGGAAGCCACAUCAGCAGGUCUUCUUCGAUCAGAUUUGCAUCAACCAGAAAGACAGGAGGCUGAAGAUGGAGGCGAUUCUGAGCCUCUCAGGUCUAUUGAAGAGAUCAGAGGAGAUGUUUGUUCUGUGGGAUUCGACGUGGACACAGAGAUUGUGGUGUUUAUUUGAACUCGCUGCCUUUAUGAAAAGUAAGGAUUCAUCUGGCAGCGUUCAAAUCCUCACCAUCCGACCUACGUUCAUUGGCCCUUGCAUGACGGUCAUUUUCCUCAUGUCUUUCUUGGCGGUGCUUCCACUGGUCUUCUUGAGAGGAGAGAACAUGGAUCUUAUGAUGCUCACUGCUGGAGCGAUAUUGCUCGCUUGCGUGUUGCCUGCGCUGGUGGCUAGUAUGGCCUUCAGGAGUUAUUUUCGCUCCGUGGAUGUUCUUGAAGAUCAGCUACGUACGGCCAAUUUGGAUGAAGCACGAUGCAGCUGCUGCGACUGUGGGCAUGUGUCGCAAGAUGGGCAAUCUAUGAUUUGCGAUCGAGUGGUGGUGAAGGAGUGCAUCAAGAUUUGGUUUGGAAACCAGGAAGCCUUUGAGACGUGUCUCCACUCUGAGGUGUUGGAUACCUUGUCGUCAAAGUUGCGCUAUGGUUUCUUUACCAAGAAGUACUGCCUGGCCAUGACCAUGCCAAUCCUUUGGGCCUUCAUGGACAUCUCUGCAUCUUGGGCAGCGCAUGCCUGGUGGGAUUUUUCAGUGGAAUGGCUUCUCGCUGGACUUACCGUUUCUCACUUUGGCCAAAAAAUACUUAUCCUUUUGACCUUUUGCCCUCCGGCUUUCUCAGUGUUGAAGUGUUGUUCCACGUAGGCGAAGCCCAUUCUGCAUGUCCGGAAGGAAUUGUGCAUGUUUUUUGUUCUGGAUGUGGCCCCGCGAGGUCUGGUUCAUUUGGAUCCCUUUGACUUUUGAGUGGUUCGUGUAUUUAGCACACCAACAUCGGCAAAAGGCCAGCACUUGUUGCCGCGACCUGCUGCGAAGCAUCAUGGUCAUCCUUUUGGCAGCACCUAUGAUAGUCAUUCUCGCAGCAAUCUUUGUGGGUCACGCUGUUUUGGUUUCAAAAUUGUGGGAACUCUAUGGACCUCACCAUCGUUACUUGGCCUCCUUAGAUUUGGCCUUUGCGGUGCUUUUUGCGGCUGCGCUUCUAGGGUUGCUGUUCCAAGCGAUGCCGGCUGCUCGGUUUUCGCGUGGUCCACGUGAGAGUCACGGUGAGACUACCGAAUCCUGAGCGUCCACCGCAAGA